AUGGAGAAUUUAUUAUCUCUACUCUGUUGUCAUUAUUCUUUGCUGAUUUUAUUUCAGUACAAAUAUCAGGUGUAUGGAAACUAUUCCCAGCUACCCAAACACCCAGGAUUCAAAGUUCUCGCAUCAGCUUCCCAUUACUGGCCAUUGGAAGAUGUGGAUGGAAUUCAUGAGUUUCGGGAUACGAAUGGAGAUAUUGUAGAAGGAAUGGUGAACAAGGGAAUUUACGUCACUGAAAAGAAAGGAGUCACCUUUCUCUUCUUUGGAAGCUAUCAAAAUUCUUGCAUUAGUAAUCCAGAAGUUUGUGGACCUGAAGGAGUAACAUUUUCCUUUUUCUGGAAGACUCAAGAUCAGCAGGCUAAGUUUCUUCCUGCCUCUGGUGGACAAGUAAUUUCCAGUGGUUUCAAAAUCUGUUCAAAUGAAGGUGAAGGCUCAGUGGAAUUUUACACCCGUGGGAAUGCAAUGAUGAAGUGGAAAGCAAGCUUUAGUCCGCCAGGUCCUUAUUGGACUCAUAUUCUCUUUACUUGGAAAUCAAGAGAAGGACUGAAAGUCUAUGUCAAUGGAACUCUAAAUACAACUGAUCCAGAUGGGAAAGUCUUCUAUGAUUACGGAGACCCCAGUGCAAAUCUACUGACUGGGACAGAGGGGGAUCAAACUAAGCGCUAUGUGAAUGGGGCAUUUGAUGAAUUCAUUAUAUGGGAAAGGGCACUCACCCCCCAUGAAAUCGAGCAGUACUUUACAGCUGCUGUUGGUGUGCAAGUUUUGCUUUCUUCAACGCUUCCAUGGUCUGUGGUGACAACCACUACAAAACCUAUGCUCUCUACAAAUGCCUAUCGUCCCAUCAUAACUAAUCUAAUUCAGGAGAGAGCGAACUUCCGCUCCCCCGACAACAUGCUGGGCUACCUGGAGAAUGUGUCCGUCAGCUUGCCCAACAAAUCCUUGUCAGAAAAUACUGCUCUAAGCCUGACAGAGGCAUUUUUAAAAGCUAUUGAAGACUUUCUGUUAUUGCCCAACUGGAUUGAUGUACCAGAGACCGCUCACAUAUUUGGAAGUUUAAUUCAAACUAUUGACAGUGUGAUGGCUCAUAUGACGCAGAAUCUAGAUGAAAACUCAUUACCUUUAACUGUUGAGGGCUCAUCAUCCGUGGCAGAUUACAGCUUGGUCAAAAUGCAUCCUCAGACUUUGAAUUUGUCCCAUUAUCGAUUUCCAUCUCGAGGACAGAGUUAUAUUUCCAUUCCCAGUGAAGCUUUUCAUGAAAAAGCUUGGAUUACCAUUGUUGGCCUGCUUUACCAUAACAUGCAUUACUUCUUUCAUAAUAUCAACCCUAUGGAUACCAAGAUUGCUGAAGCUGCUGCCUACAAAGGUUGUAUGAUCUCAGCAACCAGUGAUCUUAUCUCCGUAAAAGUGGAACCUCUACCUAAGUUGUCCCACAAUCUGUCAGGAUCUCCUCUGAUUACCAUCCAGCUCACCCACAAACUGACUCCCAAACAAUACAGCCAAGCACUAAAUAAGAGUAACAGAGUUCAUCUUUACUGUGCAUUUCUGGACUAUAGCAAUGGAACUGGUGUUUGGUCUAAUGAAGGUUGUGCGCGAGAGAGUGGGGACCUCAACUACUCAGUGUGUCUUUGUAACCACCUCACUAACUUCGCCAUUCUGAUGCAAGUGGUGCCUCUGAAGCUAACAAGAGAACACCAGGUGGCCCUCUCCUCCAUCACUUACAUUGGCUGUGCUCUGUCCAUCUUCUGCUUGACGAUCACACUGGUCACAUUUGCUAUAUUGUCGUCUGUCAGCACCAUCCGCAACCAGCGCUAUCAUAUCCAUGCCAAUCUGUCCUUUGCUGUCUUGGUGGCCCAGAUCCUGCUUCUCACCAGCUUUCAGUUCAGCCCUGGAACGGUGCCUUGCAAGAUCUUGGCCAUUCUCCUUCAUUUUUUCUUCCUGAGUGCUUUUGCAUGGAUGCUGGUGGAAGGCUUUCAUCUUUACAGUAUGGUGAUCAAAGUAUUUGGGUCAGAAGAGAGCAAGCACUUAUAUUAUUAUGGAAUUGGAUGGGGCUGCCCGCUGGUGAUUUGUGUAAUUUCUACAACAUCAUCCCUAGACAGCUAUGGAGAAAGUGGCAACUGCUGGCUUUCACUAGAGAAUGGAGCAAUCUGGGCUUUUGUGGCACCGGCGUUGUUUGUAAUUCUGGUCAAUAUUGGUAUUCUCAUUGCUGUCACAAGGGUUAUCUCAAGAAUCAGUGCAGACAACUAUAAGGUCCAUGGAGAUGCCAAUGCCUUCAAACUAACAGCUAAAGCUGUCGCUGUUCUCUUACCGAUCUUGGGAAGCUCAUGGAUCUUUGGGAUUUUGGCUGUCAAUGCCCAUGCAUUAGUAUUUCAGUAUAUAUUUGCUGUUUUCAAUUCACUACAAGGAUUUUUCAUGUUCCUGUUUCACUGUCUGCUGAAUUCAGAGGUUAGAGCUGCUUUUAAGCACAAAACCAAGGUCUGGUCCCUUACCAGUAGUUCAACUCGCAACAUCAAUGUGAAACCCUUCAAUUCAGACAUUAUGACUGGGAACAGGCCAGGUACAACCCCCACAAAGCUGAACACCUGGGAUAAAAGCACCAAUUCAGCCAACCGCAUUGAUUUAUCGGCAGUCUGACAGUAAUAAGAGCUUCUCCGUGAAAACCAAGCCAUACAUUCAGGACCUCUGACACAGUGUCCACCAUUUUUUUCUCACUGUUAAUACCAAUAGAAAAACUGCUUUUUUUAAUCACUGCCUAAUAAAUUGGAAAUUGCCGUACUGUUUUGUUCAGUAAAUAGCCCUCAUCUGCUUGCCUUCGAAAGCAUAACACAUUCUACCACUUGGCUAUUAGCAGUAUCUGGAAAAAUAACUAGCACAAAUAUACACUGGAUGCUUUUGUCAGCAAUGAUGAAAACACGAGGUACGCAAAAAGGGCUUAUUGCUAUCUGAAUCAUUCCAGCUCCCAGAACUGAGGAAAGGCAACAUACCUCUAGAAAGAUGGAUUUUUAUGCUCUAAAAUGAAAUGCUUCCCAUUGUGAUGUUGUAAUGGGGCUAUUCUGGUCUUGCUGUGCACUCUCUGUUUACAUUUAUUACCUUACAGAAUCCAAUUAUCGAAGUGAAGCUUAUUCAAAAUACAUA
Balearica regulorum gibbericeps (East African grey crowned-crane) is the source of this 3129-nucleotide messenger RNA. RefSeq names its product adhesion G protein-coupled receptor D1 (gene ADGRD1). Gene Ontology annotation, cellular component: plasma membrane. The record is from RefSeq and is a predicted model, not a curated record. Gene Ontology annotation, biological process: adenylate cyclase-activating G protein-coupled receptor signaling pathway; cell surface receptor signaling pathway. Gene Ontology annotation, molecular function: G protein-coupled receptor activity. Lineage: Eukaryota; Metazoa; Chordata; Aves; Gruiformes; Gruidae.